Messenger RNA from Oncorhynchus masou masou (cherry salmon), 8719 nucleotides. Its product is annotated as 1-phosphatidylinositol 4,5-bisphosphate phosphodiesterase eta-1-like. Gene Ontology annotation, biological process: release of sequestered calcium ion into cytosol; phosphatidylinositol-mediated signaling; lipid metabolic process. The record is from RefSeq and is a predicted model, not a curated record. Gene Ontology annotation, molecular function: calcium ion binding; phosphatidylinositol-4,5-bisphosphate phospholipase C activity. NCBI's taxonomy places the organism in Eukaryota, Metazoa, Chordata, Actinopteri, Salmoniformes, Salmonidae.
GGUCCAUUCAGUUCAUCUCUGGGUCGUUUGGCGACUGUGUGACACGGAUGAAAACAUGCGUUCCAUUUGGACUAAGAACAGCAUGGUGUAAUUUCAGACCAAUUUCUGGGAUUUCACGCCUGGGCAACUAUUGUAUCUUACUGGAGACUAUCUAAUGGAAAUGAUGUCCAAAGUGGAUGAACGGACAAAAAAACUAAUUGAGAGCACUACCUCAAAACAGUAUCGCUCCCUCUUUAUCCCGGAGAGGAAUUAUUUAUCCAAAGCUAUGCAAACACAAAAUUAGUCUUAAAUGGCUGAACUCGAAGUAUCCAAAAAUCUCAGUUUUGAGAAGGUGGAGAGAUGUAUGUGUGUGAUGCAGUCGGGGACCCAGAUGGCGAAGUUGAAGGCUGGUUCCAAGGGGCUGGUGAGACUGUUCUACCUGGACGAACAUCGCUCAUGCAUCCGAUGGAGACCCUCACGCAAGAGCGAGAGGGCCAAGAUCACCAUUGAUUCGCUGUACAAGGUGACGGAGGGCCGUCAGUCACACAUCUUCCACCGCCAUGCGGAGGACAGUUUCGACCCGGCCUGCUGUUUCACCAUUUACCAUGGCAACCACAUGGAGUCCCUAGACCUGGUGACCUCUAACCCUGAAGAGGCUCGUACCUGGGUGACAGGACUACGAUACCUGAUGGCUGGCAUCAGUGACGAGGACUCACUGGCCAAACGACAACGGACACAUGACCAGUGGAUGAAGCAGACGUUUGAGGAGGCUGAUAAGAACGGGGAUGGUCUGUUGAACAUGGAGGAGAUCUACCAGUUACUGCACAAGAUGAACGUCAACCUGCCUCGCAGGAAGGUCAAACACAUGUUCCAGGAAGCGGACUCAGACGACCAACAGGGCACGUUGACGUUUGAGGAGUUCAGCGUGUUCUAUAAGAUGAUGUCACUGCGGCGGGACCUGUAUCUGCUGCUCAUGGGAUACAGCGACAGGAAGGACCACCUGACGGCUGACGAGCUGGCCAACUUCCUGCGCAACGAACAGAAGAUGAUGAAUGUGACUACAGAAUACUGUCUGGAUGUCAUUGAUAAGUUUGAGCUUUCUGAAGAGAACAAACAGAAAGGCAUUCUGGGAAUUGAGGGUUUCACCAGUUUCAUGCGCAGCCCCACGUGUGAUGUGUUUAACCCUGAACACCAUGAGGUGAACCAGGACAUGGAUCAGCCUCUGAGUAGCUACUACAUCUCCUCGUCUCAUAACACCUACCUGACGGGAGACCAGCUGCUGUCUCACUCCAAGACAGACAUGUACGCCUGGGUACUACAGGCUGGCUGCCGCUGUGUGGAGGUGGACUGUUGGGAUGGUCCUGAUGGAGAGCCCAUGGUUCAGCACGGCUACACUCUGACCUCCAAGAUCACCUUCAAGUCUGUCAUAGAAACCAUCGACAAACACGCCUUCAUCAACAACCGGUACCCAGUGAUCCUGUCCAUAGAGAACCACUGUUGCAUCCAACAACAGAAGAAGAUAGCCCAGUACCUCAGAAAGAUAUUGGGAGACAAGCUGGACCUGGGAGAGACUUUCCACAGAGACUCUAAACAGCUACCCAGCCCCCACUGUCUACAGGGGAAGAUCCUCAUCAAGGGGAAGCGGCUCCCUCUGUACCUGUCUAUAGACGUUGAGGAGGGGGAGGUGUCAGAUGAUGACAGUGCUGACGAGAUUGAGGACGACUUUAAACUGAAGAACAGCAAUAGUAAUGGUAACCAUCAAGUAGAAAGUUACAUCAGGAAGAAGCUGGACUGUCUUUUGAAGGAGUCUCAGAUCGGAGACAAGGAGGACACAGAGAGCUUCAGUAUCAGAGCCUUGCUCAGAGCCACACACGUAGGCCUGCAGAAGAACCGAACGAAUCACAAAGAGGGACUUAAAAAAUCCCAAAGUCGAUCCUUCAUCAGCAACCUAAAGCAGAAGAGACACUCCAAGUCCAGGCUGAAGUCCCAGAGUAUGGAUGGAGAGCAGGAAGGACAGGAGACCUCUGGGAGAGAGGCGGGAGGACAUAUCACCAGGGGAGAGGGAAAGAGGAAGACGAUUAAGCUGAGUAGAGAUCUGUCAGACCUGGUGGUGUUCACUAACUCUGUGGCCUCUCCGGAGGGACUGGACGCCUGUACUCCGGGGAAUGUUCUGUCGUUCAGUGAGACUCGUGCCCAGCAGCUAGUGAACCACAGAGCUGAGCGCUUCCUGUGUUUCAACCAGCGACAGCUGUCUAGAAUCUACCCCUCAGCCUACCGUAUAGACUCGUCCAACUUCAACCCUCAGCUCUACUGGAAUGUGGGCUGUCAGCUGGUGGCUCUGAACUACCAGACAGAGGGUCGGAUGAUGCAACUGAACAGAGCCAAGUUCAUGGUGAACGGUGGCUGUGGCUACGCCCUCAAACCUCCACCCAUGUGUAAAGGCUCGUUCAACCCGUUCUGUGAUGACCCCCUCCCUGCCUAUCCCAACAAACAGCUGGUACUGAAGAUCAUCAGUGGCCAGCAGCUUCCCAAACCACCAGACUCUAUGCUGGGGGACCGAGGAGAGAUCAUUGACCCGUUUGUAGAGGUGGAGAUCAUCGGCCUGCCAGUGGACUGCUGCAAGGGGCAGACACGAGUAGUGGACGACAACGGUUUUAACCCCGUGUGGGAGGAGAACCUGUCCUUUACCCUCCACAUGGCGGAGGUGGCUCUGGUGCGUUUCCUCGUCUGGGACCACGACCCCAUUGGACGGGACUUUGUAGGCCAGAGGACCGUAGCCUUCGGCAGCCUGAUGCCAGGUUAUAGACAUGUGUACUUGGAGGGGUUGACUGAGGCGUCCAUCUUUAUCCACGUAUCAGUUCAUGACAUCUAUGGGAAGGGUCGUCAGCUGCGAGGCAUCAGAGGCUUGUUCAACAGGUCCUCUAAGUCGUCAGUAGACACCAGCUGUGGUUCGGCCCACAGGAAACGCUCCAUCAGCAACCUCCUCCUCCGACGCACAGCCAGCGCCCCCACCAACCGACGCAAGAAAUCCAAGAUGAAGCUCGCUGAGUCCUCCACCUCCAUAUCUGACGGCAAGGCCUCCAUAUCAGACGGCAAGGACAGAGUGGGGGCCGGGGAAGGGUCUGGGAGGGUCUGGGAGGGGUCCAAGGACAGUGAAAGGGACAGAGAGAGGGUAGUGGUGGAGAGGAGCCCCCCACCUCACGCCCCCGUCUCCCACAGACCCAUCUCCAUGCCUCUGGAGAGGCUACUGCAGGGACAGCUCUCCCUCUGCUCCCCUGACCAGAAGCAGACUGACCUGGGUGCAGACACACUCAUCGGAACAUCCCACGUUGAUCGGCCCAGGUCUCACUCUGUGGAACUCCUCAUCGAAUCAUCCGCCUCCCUUGAACACAGUGUGUCCACCCCUUCCACCAAUCACAACAACACGCGGGAUAGGACCACAGAGCUUGACCAAUUAGACGAGACCUCCUACCUGGUCAUUGGCCAAGGAGUAGGAAUUGUAGAUGGUGACUCCAGAGAGCAAUUAAAGGACAGAGUCAACCCACCCAUCAAAGCUGAGGGCAUUUCCUCUCGCCAAAGGACGUUGUGUUACCUAAGCAGGUCAACAAAGACAGAGAGCAACUGCUUACACGUACCUACUGAGAGCAGACCAGAGACAACAUUACAUAGUACAACAAACACGCCAGCACCUUCCUCCUCUUCUUCUUCCUCUGUCCCCUCUUCCUCUGUGCCCCCCCUCUCCCCACUCAACGUGGACCGGUCCGAUCUUCAGAGCCCCGUCUCCCGGCAGGACAGCACCAUCUCGCGACUCAUUGAUGCCGUAUCCCUCGGCAACGACACCAGCUGCGGCUCGAUCUCCGCUCUGAUUGGCCAGUUUGACCUCACCGCUGACCAGAAUGACCUCACAACGAACUCUGACCCCCACGUCCUCAGUGUCAUGUCCUGUCUGUUCCAUCCCACUGUCCAGGACUCCAGCACACCCUAUAAGGUCACCGUGGACUGUACCACCCCAUAUAAAGACCCACAGACCACCACCUCCCCCCGCAAGGCAACGAACGGACCUAUCACUCCUCGAAAGGCAAGCUUGACCCCUAACCAAGCAAACCACAACCUACUCCCACCCCACCCCAAGACCUCCCACGCAGACCCCCCUGCCCCCCUUCUCUUCUCCAGUCCUGAGACCACAGAGCUGGAGGAGGUCUAUACCAUCCUAGAUGAGGAGGUCUUGUCUCCAGUCUCUGUCUACAACCUGAGGGAGCAGACUGUAGGCAACAUCCAGGCUGACUCUGAGGAGAGCACACCCAUGGGCAGCCUGGAGCCAUCCCCAACCAAGGUGCCUCCUCGCCUGGGGGCAGAGGACAGCUGGGUGGGCUCACGUAGGGGUGUAGUGGAAGUGGAGGAGCCAGGACAGGGCUAUGGGGGUGUCAGUGAUCCUACAGAGCUGGGGUCAGGGGGGGAGUGGGGGUCGUCAUGGGGUUACAGGUGCCCAUCUGUCAACAGCACAGUGUCUGACCGGUUGCUGUUGUGCCAGGACUCAGCAGCAAGUCAUCUGAUGGAGGUGGAGAUUAACGUGGACGAGGAUCCACUGGAGAUUACCCUCACCUUACCGAGACACAACUGCACAUGGGUCGCUACCAGCCCAACCAAACAAUACGCUGCUCCCCAAAGCCAGUUUAACCAACUAAUCCCCUCUCACCGGUACGAACCCCAACUCUCCCAGUGUCCUUCCCCCCUCGUACAAUCCUCACACCAGCCCUCCCCUCGCAACACCCCAUCAAUAACCCCUCAAACCCAGCCCCCCCUCUUUGAAAGGCCCCCCAACCCCAGCACCCUCCGCCUGAACAGCCACCCCUCCACCCACAGCAGGGCUGAGCUCUCCUUUGAGAACAGCAGAGACAUUACCAGAGCCUACACCCAGCAGCACAGCUACAGUGGACCCAACCAGGCCCAGACCAGGGGCUACCAGGGUGGGCACACCCAGGCCCAGACCAGGGGCGACCAGGGUGGGCACACACAGCCACAGACCAGGGGCUACCAGGGUGGGCACACCCAGCCACAGACCAGGGGCUACCAGGGUGGGCACACCCAGCCACAGACCAGGGGCUACCAGGGUGGGCACACCCAGCUACAGACCAGGGGCUACCAGGAUGGGCACACCCAGGACCAGACCAGGGGCUACCAGGAUGGGCACACCCAGGACCAGACCAGGGGCUACCAGGAUGGGCACACCCAGGACCACACCAGGGGCUACCAGGAUGGGCACACCCAGGACCAGACCAGGGGCUACCAGGAUGGGCACACCCAGGACCAGACCAGGGGCUACCAGGAUAGGCACACCCAGGACCAGACCAGGGGCUACCAGGAUGGGCACACCCAGGACCAGACCAGGGGCUACCAGGGUGGGCACACCCAGGACCAGACCAGGGGCUACCAGGAUGGGCACACCCAGGACCAGACCAGGGGCUACCAGGAUGGGCACACCCAGCUACAGACCAGGGGCUACCAGGAUGGGCACACCCAGGACCAGACCAGGGGCUACCAGGAUGGGCACACCCAGGACCAGACCAGGGGCUACCAGGGUGGGACAGGGGAGGGUCAGGAUCAGGGUGAAGCAUCAACCUGCUUCCAGAAUGGGUUGUCCUCCUCUGAGUGUCUGACUGGUCUGUCUAAUAUGUCUGGUUCAAGGUAUGUUAGCUUCCCAAGAGACCGAGGCCUGUACUCCCCUAUCUCAGACUGUGAUGUGGCCUACAGCCAUCUAGACUACAACUGCUUCAGGCCCUACGUUGCCUCGGCAUCCCCCUACACCCAUCUACAACCCCAACCCCAAUCACAUACCCAACCCCGACCCCAAUCACACACCCAGGCCCAGCUCCAGUUCCAACCCCGUUCUGGCCCCCCUCCGCUGCCCCUCUCGGGCCCCACCCUUGCCCCUCCUCUACCUAUCCCCAGACCACCCACAGCCCCCAGCCACAGCAAGUCCAAGUCUCUAGGUGACCUGACAUCUGAGGACAUCUCCUGCAACUUCCACAGCAAGUACAACAUCAUCAGCCGCAGCUUCAUCACCCCCUGUAUGAAGGAGUGGAGGAGGAAGGGCCCUGGGGGUCUGUCCCAACGGCUGCAGUCUGCAGACCCCCUCACUGAGCAGCUCCGCAGACUAGUCACCCUGGAGGGGGAUGACAGAGACCGGGACAGACUCCAGUCUCCCCAGCUGCCCCAGUUACCUCAGUCAACCCUCAAACCCUUCAUUCCCCCAACACGCCCCUGCCCCCCCUCAAACUUUGUCCCUGACGCCCAGGAGGACUCCCCCCCGCUCCUCUCCCGCCGCCUUUCCUCUCGGAGCCAGAGCCGUGUGCGUCACAUCAACAAUCGCGCUCGAGAGAGGCAGCAGGAGGCUCUGAAGUCCCGGGACAUGAGCGCCCCCUCCAGCGUGGGAGGGGUAGUGCUGCGUACUAAAGUAGCAGCAGGUCAGAACCCCCCAGCUAACAGACACUCCACAGGCUCUUACAUAGCGGGCUACCUGGACCAGCUGGAGGACAGAGGGCUGCCUGAGGGGGCGUGCACCACACUGGGGUACGGAUACGGAGAUCACUAUGGUGAUCAUUAUUAUGAUGACUCUCUGCUGCCCACAGACUCCUGUAUAAGAUCAGAACCAGAAGUCUACUUCCUGCUCAGACUCUGAACCCACUUCCUGGUUAUCAGGAAUGAUGCAUAAUGUACUUCCAGAACACAGAAAAUCAGCUUCCUGCUUAUAACCGAGAAAAAAAUUAAAUAUAUAUCCUGCUUGGUCUGUCCAGUAAUGCAGGUAUAAAGUUAACUACCUGAUUGGGUCUGACAUUUUGUCUGUAAAUGUAAAAAUGUCCUGAUCAGAAUGUUCUGUAAAUGUAAUUUGGAACAGACUGUAAACCACUUCCUACUUGGAUUGUACCUGUUUCCUGUCCUGCCUGUUCCUGUAAUUCUACUUCCUGUUCAAGCUAACUCCACCUACAAUGAAGCAAAAAAAUUGGAAACUUUCCAAAUGUGUUUUACUCUGAAAGGGAAGUGUUGUCUUGGUGUUUGUACAUUUUAAAUAUGUAUUGGUAUUAUCAGAGGCCCGCUGGGCACAGACGUCAACUCAUCGUCUCUUCCACGUUGGUUCAACGUCAUUUAGUUGAAAUGACGUGUACACAACGUUGGUUCAACAUCAUUUAGUUGAAAUGACGUGUACACAACGUUGGUUCAACGUCAUUUAGUUGAAAUGACGUGUACACAACGUUGAUUCAACGUCAUUUAGUUGAAAUGACGUGUAAACAACGUUGAUUCAACAUCAUUUAGUUGAAAUGACGUGUACACAACGUUGAUUCAACAUCAUUUAGUUGAAAUGACGUGUACACAACGUUGAUUCAACAUCAUUUAGUUGAAAUGACGUGUACACAACGUUGGUUCAACAUCAUUUAGUUGAAAUGACGUGUACACAACGUUGGUUCAACGUCAUUUAGUUGUAAUGACGUGUACACAACGUUGGUUCAACAUCAUUUAGUUGAAAUGACGUGUACACAACGUUGGUUCAACGUCAUUUAGUUGAAAUGACGUGUACACAACGUUGGUUCAACAUCAUUUAGUUGAAAUGACGUGUAAACAACGUUGAUUCAACAUCAUUUAGUUGAAAUGACGUGUACACAACGUUGAUUCAACGUCAUUUAGUUGUAAUGACGUGUACACAACGUUGGUUCAACAUCAUUUAGUUGAAAUGACGUGUACACAACGUUGAUUCAACGUCAUUUAGUUGAAAUGACGUGUACACAACGUUGAUUCAACAUCAUUUAGUUGAAAUGACGUGUACACAACGUCGAUUCAACCAGUGUGAGGCACUUUUAAGGAGUGUGAUCUGUUUUCAUCAGAGAGCUUCCUCAAGUCUUCCUUUCUCCUCUCAGUGUGUUGUUUGUAAAUAUUCUACGGUACAUUCGUUUUUUAAUGGACGGUGGUGUUAGUUAGUUGACGGUACAGCUGUUUUCUGCAUGUUGAACGUGGACAUGUCCAGCAUGACUAUGCAUCGAUCUGUAGACAUUACAGUGCACUACUGUCUUUGUACAGAACAAGUAAUAGUGGGAUUGGAUGAAAUACAAUACAUAGACAGUACAAUACAGUACAUAGACAGUACAAUACAGUACAAUACAGUACAUAGACAGUACAAUACAGUUCAUAGACAGUACAUUACAGUACAUAGACAUUACAAUACAGUACAUAGACAGUAAAAUACAGUAUGUAGACAGUACAUAUACAUUACAAUACAGUACAAUACGGAACAUAGACAGUAAAAUAUAGUACAUAGACAGUACAAUAAGUACAAUGCAGUACAUAGACUGUACAAUACAAUACAUAAUUAGUACAAUACAGUACAUAGACUUGCUUGCUCGGGACUUCUCGCGUUCUACGAUUUUAAACACUAUCACAUACUUUUUUGAGUUUAAAUGUUGUUUUUUUUUUUUUUAUAAUUACUUUAAAUACAGACUGCAACUAAAAGAAAGAAGGGAAAAAAUCAUGUUGGGUUUGUUAUUAUUAUUAUGACAUUUCUUCUGUCAGUCAAAUGUUUCCCAAGAACAGAAACACAGUGGAUGAGGCCUUUGGGCUGAAUCAGGCUGCGUGAUUUAUUCUUCUUUUCAGUGUUAAACACAUCUGUUUUCUUUCUUAUGGUCCCUCAGAUGAUUCAUAUGAGCAUUUUCCUACCGAUGGAAUAAAAUUCAGAAACUUUUUUACACGGCAA